ACUGUUAAUUUAGCUUUUUUUUUCGAAGGAAAGGAGAGAGGAGGAGCAAAUAGUAGAAAUUUUCAGUGACAGUAGAAGAAGAUUCGAAGAACAGAACGAUACAUUAGCAGUGGAAGAAAAACAAUAAAAAAAUAAUAGUAAUAGGAGAGAGAGAGAGAGAGAUGGUGAGAGUGAAGAAGCAGCAGUUUCAAGUUUGAAGAAAGAUGGAAAGAGUGGAAAAAGGUGGAGAGGUGGCAGCAGAAAAGCAGGAAUUUUUGGGGAUAAAGUUGAAACGCGGGAUUUUGGUAGGGAAAAGAGGGGGCCCCUGUACUCCAGUACCCACAUGGAAACUUGGAGAUAUACAGGAUAACACCAUUAAAGACCCCCUCACGUUGCCCCCCACUGUCUCUGCUAGAAAGCUUGCCGCUAACCUCUGGGAUAUUCAACAGCACCUCCCGCUUGCUAAAAUGAGCAAGGGAGGUGUAAGGCUUCGCCAACACAAGGGCAAGGGUCUUGAGCUUCCUUUGCGUUUGGCCGAUCCUUCUCACAGCCCUCCUGACCAGCCAGCAAGUGCUAGUAGUUUGAGGAGGCGUGUUGCAGCAUCACUAAUGCAGCACCAUCAGUCAAUUGAGAGGAAUGGCCAUGCCUUACAGCCUCUAUCUCCUGCAAGUUAUAAUAGUUCAAUGGAGGUAGCAGCUUAUAAUCCUGCUAUCACUCCUACUAGUUCUUUGGACAUUAAGGGAAGGAUUGGGGAAACAGGUUAUAGCCUUAAAACAUCUACGGAGUUGCUAAAAGUAUUGAACCGGAUCUGGAGCCUGGAAGAACAGCAUGCAUCCAAUAUCUCAUUAGUGAAAGCACUGAAAAUUGAGCUGGACCAUUCCCGGGCUCGGAUCAAAGAGUUGCUACAAGAGCAACAAGCAGACCGAUAUGAAAUGGAUGAUCUAAUAAAGCAAGUAACAGAGGAAAAACUAAUUAGAAAGAGCAAGGAGCAGGACCGAAUCAAGGCUGCAGUUCAGUCGGUGAGGGACGAGCUAGAAGAUGAAAGGAAGUUGAGAAAGCGGUCAGAGAGCCUGCACCGGAAGUUAGCUCGUGAGUUAUCUGAGGUGAAAUCUGGCUUCUCAAAAGCUCUGAAAGAACUAGAAAGAGAGAGGAAAGCUAGGACACUAUUGGAAGACCUAUGUGAUGAAUUUGCAAGGGGAAUAGGAGAUUAUGAUCAAGAGGUGCGAGCCUUGAAACAUAAGUUUGAGAAGGAUCAUGGUGGUAGGGAAGAACAUGAUCGGUUGAUACUUCAUAUCUCUGAGGCAUGGCUUGAUGAACGAAUGCAGAUGAAACUUGCUGAAUCUCGGUCUGAUUUUGUUGAAAAGAACACAAUAGUGGAUAAGUUAAGCUUUGAGAUAGAGACCUUCCUUCAGGCUAAACGAUCUGGAAGUUCCAAGAGUAAUGACAUCUCAUUCUCAAAAGAUAAAAAAUGUUCCGUGCGUCGCCAUUCCCUUGAGUCUAUUUACUUUAACGAGGCUACCAGUCCACUUCAAGAUGCAGGUGAUGAGGAAGAUUCUGUGGGUAGUGAUUCACAUUGCUUUGAACUAAACAAGAGUUUUAGUAACAAACAAAACAAUGCGCACUCUAAACCAAAUGCAGAAGAAGCUGGAGCAGAUCAUUUUGAUGAAACAGCAAAAUUUGAUCCGGCUAAAAAGAAGUUUUGGUCCCAUGAGAGGAUCAAGGGUCGCAAACCAUCAAGUUUGCAAGUUCAGUUUGAAGAACAAAUGGCUUGGGCAGAGUCAUGUAAUGGAAACAAGACCUCCCUUAAGGAUAGGGAGGCAGGAAAGGUGGGUGGAGAAGAUGCAAACCCCGUUGAAAUAAGUAUUUCCCGGAAAUCAGAAAUUUGUGAGGCUACAGAAGAUGGCAGUCAAGAAAGGAAGAGUAAACCAGAUGGAAUUCACGGAUCUGACUCAAACCAUGUGAUUGAUAACUUGAUUAGAAGUCAGCCACUGAUGGGGGGAGGGAAAAUUCAAUCUGAGAAUGGUUGCAGGGAAGAAUCUCACAGUCGAUCUGCAUGGAGGGGUCAUGCUAGUCCAGUACAACAAUGGAUGUCUAGAUUGACAUCCCCGAAUCUUGAGACAUCUGAGUCUUCUUCAAAAUGGCCACGAGGCUUGAAGGAGAAUACCUUGAAAGCAAAGCUACUUGAAGCAAGGUUAGAGGGGCAGCACUCUCGCUUAAAAGCUUCCAAAGGUUCCUCUUAAGUUGAAUGGUAUAAUCAGAUCAGCUGAAUUCCAGAUUAUUGUCAUUGUGUAUAGUAACCAAAGUACUCUUAAAACUUGAAUGAUGUAGUUAUGCUUCUAUUUAUCUGGUAUCUUUUUUCUUCUGUAAUUUGGGGGUCUCCCUCUGUAUAUGAGAAAUAUAUGGCUCUAUCAUGUGUGACACAUCAAGUGGAAAUGAAAGUGCAAUGGAAUUUGAAUAACCACUAA
Molecule: messenger RNA, 2444 nt
Organism: Nelumbo nucifera (sacred lotus)
Lineage: Eukaryota; Viridiplantae; Streptophyta; Magnoliopsida; Proteales; Nelumbonaceae
Source: RefSeq, a predicted model, not a curated record